AUGACAGAUGAUGAUUUUGAAACCGAGUAAAACUUACUAGGAACGAUAUUGUCAAUAACUGAUGAAGUUGAGCAUUAGGAUCAGAAGAAGUAGAAUGCAAGUGUUGAUUACAAUUCGACAUAGACUUAAGCAAAAUUCUAAUUCUAAUAUUAGUUUUAAACAGCAGAUACGUUCAGCAAAUCCUUUGAACAAAUAAGUUUAGGUUCAGAUCAAUUAUGCAGCCCUAUUUCUCCUGAUGGGAAAUUGUAAUAGAAAACUCAAGGGGUUUGCACUUCAUUCAGUUCAGAUAAUCAAACUAGCUUAGAAAAUUCAAUGACUUUUGGAAAUGCUCGUAGCUUUGAUUAAUUCUAAAAAUAACCUGAAUAAUUUUCACCCAUAUUUUACAGCUAAACCAAUCCAAUUUGGCCCUCAUAUCAAAAACCAAGUCAAAAUUUAGAGAUAUAAUUAGAUAUUGAUAUUGAGAAUAUGUGUGGUAAUCAAGUGCUCUCUAGAAAGGUGCAGAAGAUAUUUGAGACAGGAUCUGCCAAUUAAAAGCAAUAAAUAUUCUGGAAGGUGCAGGCGAAUUGUUAAGAAUUCUCAAAAGAUGUCUUUGGAAAUUAUUUAAUUUAGAAGAUUCUUGAAAAAGGAUCUUUAGCAUAAUAAAUUUUGAUCUUUAAAUAACUAUUGCCUUAUGUAUUAGAAUUAUCGAAAAAUAAUUUUGGUUGUAGAGUGAUAUAGAAACUUAUAGAAAUCAUCUCCAACAAUGAUCAACUCAUAAAUCCAUUCAUUGAAGAAAUAAAAAAAAAUGUUUAAUCACUUUUAAUUGAUUAAAACGGCAAAUAUGUAAUUUUAAAAUGCCUGGAAAACCUUUAAAUAGAUGCAGUUAGAUUUAUACUAAAACCAACAGAGGAAUAAUGUAAUCAUAUGUGUGAUUCUUAAUAUGGAUGUAAAAUAAUCUAAAAACUAAUUGAAAACUAUCCAUCUUAAGUGGAUGAUUUGAUAUAAAUUUGUAUAUCUACUUAAGACCUCCUCUAUAAAUCUUAAUCUGGGAAUUACAUCAUUUAAUAUGCCAUUAAAUAGCCGAAAAAUCUAGAAGUUAUAGCAAAUUACAUCAUAAAUCACUUAGAAUAUUUAUGUUUUAAUAAAUAUGCAAGUAAUACAGUCGAAGCUAUCCUUGAAUAUUUAACCCCAAAACUUAAGAAUGAUUUAAUUUAAAUUUUGAUCAAGCUUUCAGAUUAAAAUAAAAUGUUCAUUUUUAUAAAUAUAGCAACAAAUCCUUUUGGAAAUUAUGUUAUAAAGAGGUUAUUAUAUACGUUUGAACUAGAACACACGCAAUAACUGUUAAAUGUAAUAAAAUAGAAUUUAAAUUUGCUACAAUACAUCAAGCAAUCAGAUUAUGGAUAAAGAAUCUAUACAAUAUUGACAACAUAGUUAAAUGAUUAAAAUUGA
Messenger RNA from Paramecium tetraurelia, 1428 nucleotides. RefSeq lists its product as uncharacterized. The transcript is spliced from 5 exons. Gene Ontology annotation, molecular function: mRNA binding. Gene Ontology annotation, biological process: post-transcriptional regulation of gene expression. The record is from RefSeq and is a predicted model, not a curated record. Gene Ontology annotation, cellular component: cytoplasm. NCBI's taxonomy places the organism in Eukaryota, Ciliophora, Oligohymenophorea, Peniculida, Parameciidae.